AUGCAAUGUGGCACGCCACAGGGGUCUCCUUUGUCAACAAUACUGUUCCUUCUGUACCUGGCAGAGCUGCUGUGGCAAAACUCGGAGUUGCGCUUUGGCUAUGCGGAUGAUCUGAACAUCUGCUGGACAGGAGCCAGCACUUCGCUGGCUGGGUGUACACUUCGACAGAAGGCUCACCUGGAGACCACAUGUCUCCACCCGGGCAAAGAAGGCAAGGGCCGUGGCCCAGCACAUCCGGAGUCUGGGAAAGACCAGAGACGGGCCCCCAGCAGACGCUUUGCGGAAGGCGGUCACCACCUGCGUGGUUCCCUCACUGCUCUAUGGCACAGAGGCCUGGUACGGCGGCCGCACGCAGCCAGCAAGGCACACGGGUAG
Messenger RNA from Histoplasma mississippiense, 375 nucleotides. RefSeq lists its product with no specific name. The record is from RefSeq and is a predicted model, not a curated record. Bases 1 to 375 code for a protein of 124 amino acids. The transcript has 2 exons. NCBI's taxonomy places the organism in Eukaryota, Fungi, Ascomycota, Eurotiomycetes, Onygenales, Ajellomycetaceae.